Molecule: messenger RNA, 4077 nt
Organism: Eriocheir sinensis (Chinese mitten crab)
Lineage: Eukaryota; Metazoa; Arthropoda; Malacostraca; Decapoda; Varunidae
Product: cytochrome c oxidase assembly protein COX15 homolog
Exons: 9
Coding region: 106-1317 (403 amino acids)
Biological process (GO): heme A biosynthetic process
Cellular component (GO): mitochondrial inner membrane
Molecular function (GO): oxidoreductase activity, acting on NAD(P)H, heme protein as acceptor
Source: RefSeq, a predicted model, not a curated record
CAGGAUCAGGAUCUUUACGCAACUUUUGGGGGAGAGGUGGCGGUGGUGCUGUUUCCUUCCUCUGAUCUUGACGUGAGCCGCGGCACGCACCGCCCACCACACACCAUGAGUGCCCUCUACCUUGUCUCCAAGCUGUGCCGGCCUGGCAAUGCCUCUAGGUUCAUCAAGGUGACACACCUUCAGCCAUGUCUGCGUCGCACCACUGUAACACUGGCCAAAGAAGGCCAAAGUGUGGUGUUAGAAGAGUUGCCUGAGGUUGGAAAGAAGUGGGUCAGCAGAUGGCUGUUUGGGUGCUCCGGCAUGGUGUUCGGCGCAGUAGUCAUCGGUGGACUUACUCGCCUCACUGAGUCUGGGCUGUCCAUGACUGACUGGCACCUGUUUGGAAAGCGACCACCCCUCUCCCAGGCUGAGUGGGAGAAGGAGUUUGCCCAGUACCAGCAGUAUCCUGAGUUCAAAAUGAAGAACAAGGAUCUGAGCCUCUCGGAGUUCAAGUUUAUCUGGUGGAUGGAAUACGGCCACCGUCAGUGGGGCCGCGCCAUUGGCACUGCCUUCCUCUUGCCUGCAGCUUACUUCUGGCACAAAGGCUGGUUCACACGAGCACUAAAGAAGAGAGUUGUGGCCUGUGGAGCCUUGAUUGGCGUCCAGGGCCUGCUGGGCUGGUACAUGGUCAAGUCUGGCUUGGAGAAGGAGCGCUUCAGGGACCCCUCAGACGUGCCAAGGGUGUCCCAAUACCGCCUCGCCGCCCACCUCGGCACGGCCUUUGUGCUCUACAGUCUCUUUCUCUGGAAUGCCCUUGGUGUUGCCUUCCCUGCACAAAAAAUCAAACAGGUGACGGCACAGGCUGCAAAGUUCCGAAAGCUGGCACACGUCACCAAAGGCUGGGUGUUCCUUACUGCUCUCUCAGGGGCAUUGGUGGCUGGUCUGGACGCUGGGCUGGUCUACAACUCCUUCCCCAAGUUUGCAGACCGCUGGAUCCCUAGUGAUCUUCUUGCCUUAUCCCCGACGCUCAGAAACUUCACCGAGAACCCCACCACUGUGCAGUUUGACCACAGAAUCAUGGGGACAAUUUCUCUAGGCCUGGCCACAGCCCUCUAUGUGUGGUCAAGGAGAGGAGUGCGGCUGCCUCCUAGAGCUUAUCUGGCAUCAACUGCCCUCGGGGGAAUGGCUUGGAUGCAGGUCGGCUUAGGAAUCUCUACCCUUCUGCUGUACGUUCCCACGGCCCUGGCAGCCAUGCACCAGUCAGGCUCCCUCCUCACCCUGUCCUUUGCCAUCUGGCUCACCCAUGAACUGAAGCAUGUGAAGAAGCUACCCAAAUGAGUCUGUAUAAAAUAAAGCACAAGUAUAUAGUGUAAAAAGAAGACUGUGAACAUGACGGAGAAUGAGUGAUUGGUUGCUGCUGAUGUGAAUGGUACUCAAGAGAUAUUGUUGUUGCAGUUUAUAUUGAAAUAUUGAUCCAGCUUUGAGAAAAUAGAAAAGCCUUUAUUUUUAGAAAUGGAGCAACAAAUUUAGUUUUCACACUGCUUUUUUCCAAUACUGAUUUGUAAUAACUCAAAAUGAAACUUAAUGUACCAUCAGAACCAGCUUAGGAAGAACAAAUUAAUCUCAACAAUCAUCAUUCUCAUUUGGCUGAUGUUUGUCUGAUGUUAAUUAAUAUAAGAAGUCGUAUAAUUAUCUGCAUUAGCUUUCAAAAGUAGCAUACUCCAUAGUAUUGCUUUCUCACAGUUAGUACCUGUAUUGUAUAUAAAAAUUGAAUAGAAUAUUUUUACGAUAAGUAUGAACAUUCUUCUAUCUGUGAUGACUACAAUAGAAUCAUGUGGUAGACAUUUCCUCCUGUUUGUAUGAUCAGAAGGAAUAUUAGAAGUGUGGUGCUUGAAUUACUUCACCAGUUCACGUGUGCUGAGUGCAGAGCAGAGUUACUAAAGACAAUGAAAAAUUCUGGUUCCUCUUCUUUAGUUUGGUAACAUUGAUUUUUUUUUCAAAUUCACACGACCACAUGGGUUCCUUCACAUGAGCGUUCCCGUAUGAGCAUUCGCCUGCGCGCCGUUUUAACAUUCAAUGGAGUUCAAUAGGAUCUUUCACACGACAUGUUGCACGCACAUACAACGCGGCGCAAAUGCCCAAGCCAGCAAGGACGCGUACGUUCUUCCUGAUGCACACGUCCUUGCUGGCUACGAGUGGCAAUGGGAGCUUGCACACGAGCGUCUUGGUACGCAUGCACGCCGGCCCUGCUGUCAUUGGCCAUCACUCUCAACUGGGUGAGAGGUCAGUCACGCUCAAACCUUCCCGUCCCAUGGAUGUGCACUGACAGCAAUUAGUUCUGGUGUGUAGUGCAUUCGAGUACGAUGUAACAGUCAUGAUUUAUAUAGUCCAUUUCAUUCCAUCUGUCCACUCACGAACGUAGAUGUGGCACCUGCAUAAACCUGCGUAAACAAGCACAGCUUUCUUCUGUGCGUUCUUCAUCUGGAGGAGAUGGUGGAUGACUGAAAGAAUGGUUCGGAGGGGAACACAGGGCGGCAGCAGGGGUCUGCUGGUCUGUCAGUGAAACGCGAACGUGUGGCAAAUGCGUGUACAAAAAUCUGACACUUUUCUGUCUACGUGCUCAACAUGCACUCAGAAACGCCCGUGUGAAUGAGGCCGUAGUAGGGCAGGUGUCCAGAAGAGUGUUCUGUGAACGCUUGUACUGGUAUUUGUUUAUUAGUAUUUUGUGCCACUAAAAAUCUACUAGAAACACUGACACCAUUCAAAUAUAGCUAACUUGAUUUAUACAGAAGCUCCCUGCCGUUCGCAGCCUCACUGCUCACGGAUUCGCUUAUACGCAGGUAGGGUAUUUGCGACACCCCCCGCCGAACGCGGAUGAAAACUCACUUUUCCCCGACCAAUGUUGCAUCCUGUAGAGAUCUUCCUACGCGGUCUGUAGUACCCUGCUCGAACGUUGCGCAAUGUAAAAAAAAAAAAACGUCCCUGGGGCUGGAUCUUGGGCUGGAUGUACGGGACUGUCUCUUUCUAAAGGAAACUUACUUAUUUUUGCUUUCCAAAUAUCAACAUUUGAUUUAAAUGUUAUGUUCAUGCAUGGAAGGCCGCAGUGCUAUUCGCACUACGUAUUUCCCCGUGGGUCUGACGUUUGGCUGACAGGAUCAUGGUGGUUAAGAACCAUAGUUAUCCUACGUGCACUGUAAUGAGAACUCAUUAAUCUAGGACACAUAAAACAUAAUUAAUAAAACUGGAAUAACUUUACAUCUCUUUCCCUCCCAAACAGAACAUUACAGUGUUAAAGUAAGCGAAAUAAUCCUUAAGUAUGAUACACAUAGAUGCUUUUCGGGUCUUUCAAGCUUGGCAACGCUGUCCCCACACUAAACGAUAUUCAGUUAAAGUUAUUGUUAAAACCGUCAGUUAGGAAUGUUAUGCAAUAGUUAUGGGUCAGGAAACGGAAUAUACUAUGUGCUAGGUACGAUGAUCUGGCACCACUGGUGUACCCGGAGCAAAACAAACAACUUGUUUGUUUUACCUCCGCCGCGGCCGCCAUCUUGUUUGAAACAAGAUGGCGGCCGUGGUGAGGACGGUGAGGCCACGAGCCUUUACACACUCACUCUUGCUUACUGGGCGGGUCAGGGCAUCAAAUAACACAACUAACCAUCACAUCAGACAAUUAAGAUCACCAGGAGAGCGGCAAUACUAGCUUAAACACAAGAUAUAUAGGGAAAAACAGAGCCUACAUUACCCCUUGCCUGGACGCGUGCUAAAUUAUUUCAGUCCAUAUUUAAUUUGUAAUUUAUGUGUAUGUAAAACUAUAUAACAAUGCUAAGAAAUGCUUUUGAAACCCAUUUAUUUUAUUCAAUCGAGAUGGUAGAACGAAACCCUAUUUUCCCUAUUUGAUUAUAGUCCCGUCGAUCGCGGAUUCGCGGAUCACGGUAAUCUCGCGAAACCAAAUACCCGUGAACGGCGGGGGGCUUCUGUAUGUGUAACUCUGUGAUGUAUUAGCAGAUGUAUUUUUGCUUAAGUAAAUUCACUAAUGAAUUGUAAAAAAAAUAUCAUAAAUAAAGUCAGUGCCAAGGUUAGCAUUGGUGACCUUUCCCAAGA